Messenger RNA from Polypterus senegalus (gray bichir), 900 nucleotides. RefSeq names its product achaete-scute homolog 5-like. The coding region runs from base 246 to 899 and encodes 217 amino acids. NCBI's taxonomy places the organism in Eukaryota, Metazoa, Chordata, Cladistia, Polypteriformes, Polypteridae. Gene Ontology annotation, biological process: regulation of transcription by RNA polymerase II; developmental process. The transcript is spliced from 2 exons. Gene Ontology annotation, molecular function: protein dimerization activity; DNA-binding transcription factor activity, RNA polymerase II-specific; RNA polymerase II transcription regulatory region sequence-specific DNA binding. The record is from RefSeq and is a predicted model, not a curated record.
UAGUCUCACCGGAGGAGAGUAAUAUUAACCACACAGUCAAGAAUAUGGUCUAAACCCUCUAGGUCUAAGGAUACCUUACAUUAUCAGAAACCGUCUCUGGCUGAACAGUGCUUUCAGGAGGAUGAGCCACAGGGAUAUAAAGUGAUCUUCCAACCACUGUGUGCCUUUGAGGUUGUCAGUGACAAUUUGCCUCAGCAUAGAACCUACUGGUCCGCACCGAUUUUCCUGCUCCAAAAAAAUAGAAAAUGAACAGUAACUUCUCUCUUUCGUUGAUGGACUGUACACCUACUGUUGUUCCUGGUGGUUGUGUGCAGUAUGGGAUCACACCUUCAACUACCUGCUCCUCUUCUCAGCACCCUGCACAUCAGCACCAAUCUACCAGAGGUCAGGGUGACUCCUUGGCUCGUGUGCCUUUCUUUCUGUACCCUGCUAACUUCGAAACCAGCUACUAUGAUGCUUCUUAUGGAAGUGCCUUAUUUCCUUAUGUCCCUUUCCAUGGCCAUUUUGGGGUGUAUGAUUGCCCUUUUGAACCAGCUUUCAUUCAGAAGCGGAAUGAACGAGAGAGACAACGUGUGAAGUGUGUGAAUGAGGGCUACGCCAGGUUGCGGGACCACCUUCCUGGCCCUGUCUCUGAUAAACGCUUGAGUAAAGUAGAGACACUGAGAGCUGCUAUCCGUUACAUCAAGUAUUUGCAAGAGCUUAUCAGUAGGACACCACCUGGGGGUAUUGGUUCAGAGCAUGAAAAUGAAGACAAAAAUGCAAGGACAAACAGGCGAUGCAGGGCCAGCACAGUGGAAAGUAAAUCCAGACUGGACCAUAAUAGUGAUGGUGAAUGCCACCUUCUAUCCUUUUCCUCUUCAUCUUCACCAUACUGUGAAUCGGAGGAUUCUGGCAACUAGA